GAAGUGGGCAGCAAGUCUACAAGAGCAUGAUGGACUGCCUUGUCAAAACUAUUCGAUCGGAGGGAUACUUUGGAAUGUACAGAGACUUGGGUCCCCCUGGGAUAUUGAAGGCUAGCCGAUAAGGCGCAGCCACGCUGGAGGCAAAUAUUAAUGGUUCUUACAAUAUUGCUUCUACUUAAAACUAUAGGCUCAAGUUUUAUGUUUUGCCAUCUGUUCUGUAAUUUGACUUCCUGUCAUUAACUACUUGGUUGUCUCUUCACUGUCCUGUCAACCUGUCAUUGCUUGUUCUUUCCUUGACUCCAACAUUACAGUCUUUGUUAGAUCUUGCAAAUUAAUCUGGUCUGAACUAUUUUAUUUUAUUUUUUUUAAUGUUUUAAUACAACAGAUAAGUUUGUCCAAAGUCUGAAAUAUGUGUAGACUUAAAGUCAGCCUGUCUCGUCACUAACAACUUUUAAUUCAAUUUCUGUGUUGUCGUUAACAUGUUUACACACUUUAUUUGACUCAUUUUAAAAAGAAGAGAAACUUGUCUGAAUUUUAGACUCCAACUUUGUUUCAUUCCCCACCAUUUCCUUUUCUGUCUUCUUGUCAUUGUCUUUAAAAUGAUGCUUAAGUGUAAUGUUUCAUGAGAUAAUGUGCUUUGCCAGAGUUAUUGAAGCAGCUUUAAGUUGAGUUCUAUUUUAUGAUGUUAUAAAAAUAUUGACAGGCAAUGUCGUAUCUCUGUCAUUGGAAACUAGAUUGUGACAUCAAUGCUAAUUGUGAAUUUGUUUGUUCCUUAGGGGCAGCAGUAAACUUGACUUUGGUUACCCCUGAGAAGGCCAUCAAGCUGGCAGCUAAUGACCUCUUCCGCCAUCACCUUUCCAAGGACGGAAAAGGCUUAACAGUAUUCAAAGAAAUGCUAGCAGGGUGUGGUGCAGGCAUGUGCCAAGUUAUUGUUACUACCCCCAUGGAAAUGCUCAAAAUCCAGCUGCAGGAUGCAGGCAGAAUUGCGGCCCAACAACAGAAACCAGUGAUGAUGUCUCCCACAAAGCUGGCGGUGACAAACACGGUGCUGAGUCGCUCGUACAACUCGGGUCCUGUGAUGCCUGCAACAAGAGCCGUGUCGGCAACGCAGAUUGCGAAGGAACUCCUGCAAAAACAGGGCAUCCAGGGCCUGUACAAGGGCCUGGGGGCAACACUCAUGAGGGAUGUACCCUUUUCUAUUGUUUACUUCCCAUUGUUUGCCAACCUGAACCGACUGGGCAAACCCAGCCCUGCAGAGUCAUCGCCCUUCUACUGGGCCUUCCUGUCGGGGUGUGUUGCAGGAUCUACUGCUGCAGUUGCAGUCAACCCUUGUGAUGUGGUGAAGACCAGACUGCAGUCCCUCAACAAAGUAGCAAGUGAGGAGAGCUACAGUGGAGUUAUGGAUUGUGUGAGUAAAAUUAUGAGGAAGGAGGGGCUGUCCGCCUUCCUGAAGGGGGCAGGCUGCCGUGCUCUGGUCAUUGCACCUCUGUUUGGAAUUGCACAGGUCAUGUAUUUUGUUGGUGUUGGUGAAUAUAUCCUGGACAACUAUUCUCCAAGUUUCCUGUCUGUCUGAGCUGCAUCAGCAGGCUAUCUAAACACUGGGCGUGGCGUAACUACCGGCAGCUACAAUCAGUUUACAGCAAAAAACAAAAAUCAUCUUUAUAGCUUGACAGCUGUGUCGCACUUUGCACACUUUUGUGACUUUGAAACCAACUGAGCCCAUCAUUUGCACUUGAAUCUGUUGACUUUUUAAGGUGGUGGACUCAGAAUUACAGUGUUCUUGUGUCCUAGUCCCAAAACAUUCCCUCUAUGAGGGAGAGGAACUCACUCAGACCUAGUUUUGUGUUUUAGUUUUUCAAUUAAAAAAAAAAAAAAGUUAUUAUUAUUAUUAUUAUUAUUAACAGGUUUUCAUUUUAUAUACAUUUUUCCCUACAGUUUCUGUUUAUGUCUCAUCAUACAAAGCCUUCCACUUAGAAAUAAGAUUUGUGAUGGCUAAAUGUAUGGGGCCCAGUUUACGCUUUAAUUCUGUAAAUGUGUUUUGUAUUCUGCUAUUUUAAUAAUAUUUAGUUGGUUUAUUUGAUCUUGAGCCUUCCUUCUGGUGUGGGACCAUGAAGGUUACCAAACCUUAAAAAGCGUCCUCAUACAAAAUCCUGUUAUUGUUUGCCUGUCCUUUACAAAACGUGCUAUUAUUAUACAUAUUAAGUUUGUGUACAUAAUCGCCCUUCAGACCUUUACAUUUAUAUUAUUCUAAAUAUCACCGGAUUAUGUUGUAAUAGAGCAGAAUUUUAUUAAUUGGGUUCUUGGAGGUAGCAUUAUUCACUUGAACAUGAAUACUGUGAGAGAUGACUGUUGCAUACUGUUACUGUGAUAGAUUUUUUACACAUUAUAUCCAUUAAAAUGUUCUUUUCAUUCA
Poecilia reticulata (guppy) is the source of this 2413-nucleotide messenger RNA. RefSeq names its product solute carrier family 25 member 55a (gene slc25a55a). Lineage: Eukaryota; Metazoa; Chordata; Actinopteri; Cyprinodontiformes; Poeciliidae. The record is from RefSeq and is a predicted model, not a curated record. Gene Ontology annotation, biological process: malate-aspartate shuttle; L-glutamate transmembrane transport; aspartate transmembrane transport. Gene Ontology annotation, molecular function: L-glutamate transmembrane transporter activity; L-aspartate transmembrane transporter activity.